AGUAGCCUAAUAUGCAAACAUGCAACACCAUCUUCAGUCUUGACCACUCAUAGCUCUUCCUCUCUUCCCCACACAGGAACCCCACCAGAAUGCCCUAAAUGUUAUCCGCCUGUGAGUUCACCAAUCACCUUAGCCGGCCGGAGCCGAGCAUUCCAAGAGUGCUGACCAUACUAUCUUUUGUAAUAGAGAAGUUGGUGGCUCGAAAUAAUGGUCUAGUAGACGACCUGACCCAACCACUGGAUGCUCUGAGCUGUGGCUCGGCUGCAAUCGGGAAGAGAUUGAACCCGUUUCACGGCGUGAGGGCUCCGAGUAUAAGCAUACCCAAGUACUUGGAGAGGCUGUACAAGUACACAGAUUGUAGCCCUUCAUGUUUUGUGGUAGCAUAUGUGUAUAUAGACAGACUGGUGCAUAAACACCCUGACUCGCUUGUGUUGUCCUUGAAUGUACAUAGGUUGCUGGUUACAAGCGUCAUGGUUGCUUCUAAGAUGCUAGAUGAUGUGCAUUAUAACAAUGCAUUUUAUGCCAAGGUUGGGGGAGUAAGCAAUGCUGAACUGAACAGACUAGAAGUGGAGUUUCUUUUCCUGCUGGAUUUUGGAGUCACAGUGAGUUCCAGAAUCUUUGAGAGUUAUUGCUUUCACUUGGAAAAAGAAAUGAUGCUGAAUGGGGCAUGCCAAACAAUAGAAAGGGCUCUAGUCCCCAUUACUGAUGUGGCUGAUGUGCCCGGAAUUACUGAAAAUACUCAGAGUUCCUCAUCAGUACCUCAUAAUCAUGGUUAACUCUCAUUUUCUGUUCCGUAAUCUAAUCAUUUAUUCAACAGGAAGCUUCCAUUUUUUUUCAAAAUUGAGUAUCAGAGAAAGGAAUUGAUUCUUGACGUACAUAUUGACUAUGAGUGCAUAUGAGAAAAUGCGCAAAGAAUAUAUGAAGUUCCAGAUUCAGAUUUCAGUUUCCUCGAGCACAAUUGUACAAGGCAAAGUGGCAAACCUUGGUUCUUUGGCUAGUUAGUAACUUAAUACUUAUGAGCAAAAAAAUUUGGUUCUCAAAUACCAACAGUUCGCUUAGUACCAUUAGGGUUUUGGUUCAGAUCACGAACCUUUCCCCGGGUAUGAAGUCGAAGAAGGUGAGAGCGAGUUUCAAUCACGUUAUCAUGGACCGGAAUUGGAGCUUUAAACUCACAUUGUUGCACUCUGUUACUUGAUUGAUUAAGUAUCCGAGAAGGGACUUGGGAUUGGUUCUCAAAUUCAGACCUAAGCUAAAUUGCACGUGUGAGGGCGUGUUAGAGAGUGAAUACAAAGGGAAUUUAGUUCCUCACAUAUUUUCAGAGAAUGUAAUCAAGUUGUAGAGCCUCUUGCUAAUUUUGAUUGUUCUUCUAAUGAUCUAGUUUGGUAAGGCUUUGCACCACCUUUUAUUUUAGAUCCGUGCAAUAGAAAUUAUUCAAAUUACUUGGGUUUUCCCAAUUUCCAUA
Molecule: messenger RNA, 1462 nt
Organism: Rosa chinensis
Lineage: Eukaryota; Viridiplantae; Streptophyta; Magnoliopsida; Rosales; Rosaceae
Product: cyclin-U1-1
Exons: 2
Coding region: 99-776 (225 amino acids)
Biological process (GO): regulation of cyclin-dependent protein serine/threonine kinase activity
Molecular function (GO): protein kinase binding
Source: RefSeq, a predicted model, not a curated record